GAGGCGUCCCAUGCACAGAGCAGUAAACAACGAACAGCGCUUAGUGCCACAUCACGGAAUCUUAUCGCUCUCGUUCGUUCGGUCGACCAAAAGCCAAAAACCCAACCAGACCAAAAACCGACUAGCCCGAGACCAGAAACUCGGACCCCGAGCAAAUACGAAGCUGCCUCGGCUGCAGAACAAACAAGUCAUCUAGUAAGUAGCGUGCUGCAGCAACAACAGAAACAACAGGCAUCCAAAUCGGAGACCAGGUGAACCAGCUUCAAAAAGGAGUCUCGCACGCACACAUCGCUAUCUCCCUCUGACGCAUGAUCUAAGCGGCGCGAGAGCGGAACGACUACAGCCGUAAGAGCGCAAGAAGCUGCUGCGCAGUUAUCGGAAAAGAAGAAGUGGAGAAGGAAAAGGAGGAGAACGGAAAGAGCAGAAACCUAGUUGCAAUUGACUGCAACUAUUGAAAUGGCUGCAAUUGCCGCCUUGCCAACAACAACGUUGCGUCGCAACAACAACAGCAACACCAAAGGGAUUAAAUCCCGUCGCAAUGAGCGUAACAUCCUGACAUUCUACGAAAAGAUUGCCGUGAUCCGUUACUAUGAAGAGACCAACAUCUCGAGGAACAGUUUGGCCAAGAUGUUCCACUGCUGCGCCACCCAAAUACGUAGAAUCUUGGAUAAGAAAAAGGAUCUGCUGCAGCAGUUGGCCACCUUAAGCGAAGCAGAUGCCUCCAUUAUAAUCGAAGAGAUGACGCGCAAGCGCCGCAAGUUUGAAAUGAGUGCCAUUAGCUUCCUUCUACACGAGUGGGUGGAAAGGUGCAUCCAAAUGCACUUGAACAUCAGCAUAAGGAACCAAAAACUGAAGGAAACCGCCAUGCGGAUGGCCGCUGUCUUGAACCUGCCAUCCUUCAGACCAUCUUAUCGAUGGCUAAGCCGAUUCCGGAACAAGUACAAGUAUGAGGCCGAUGAAUUGGGCUACCAGGGCGAGAGUCCCUUGAACGGGGACCUGCCUGUCGAAGACAUCAUUGUGGAGUUUAAGCAUGCACUGCCGAACUUCAUGCAACGGGAGCUGGAUAAUCCAGGCGAAGCAAUCUCAAAAGAAGGUGUUAUGGCAGAUUUUGUCAAUCUCUCCAGCGAAAACAGUAUGAUGUCCGAUCAUCCAGAGGGGGAUGAUGAAGUGGAGCUGGUAACAUGUGAGCCCACCAUGAUGUCCUCACCUUUCAGCACACCAGAUGCUGCAGAAGGGGAAAUACCUCUGCAGGCAAAGGGCGACCAGGAAAACCCGGAUGCUCAAAUAAACGCUGGAACCAGUACCCUUCUGAAUGGGGUUUUUCCGCAUCUAGCCAUUAUCCACCAGUUCGCUCUGAUGAACUCGGAUGUACAGGCAUUGGAACUUAUCUCCCAGCUGGGAGUGCACAUGCAGCAACAGGCUGUUUCUGGAGCAUAUCACAACCUGUCGCUGGCGACUACCGAUGGAGAUGGGCAAGCCGAUCCUGGAGCUAUAGCUCUUUCAGAACUGCCACCGGGAAGUAUUUACGCCGAUAUCGAUGACAUCGAAUUGAUCGAGUAAAAACAUCAAUGUAUAACUAGGUUAAAGCUAGUCUAAAUUUAUGCCACAGUGUAGUCGACUGUUAUAUGUAAUCAACAACUCGUUGAUUUCACCAAAAAAAGUACUGUAGGCCUUCGAUUUUAAUUAAGAUUAAUGCCAUAGCUUCGUCUAUUCUUAGAACAACAACAAUAAGAGAUCUUACUUCAUAACUUAGUUAUGAAUCAAAUUCGAUUUGAUAAAUAAUAAACCAGCACUGCUUAUAAUGAUCAUGUUUAAA
This is a messenger RNA of Drosophila sechellia, 1816 nucleotides long. It is a transcript of the gene ebd2, whose product is annotated as earthbound 2. The record is from RefSeq and is a predicted model, not a curated record. NCBI's taxonomy places the organism in Eukaryota, Metazoa, Arthropoda, Insecta, Diptera, Drosophilidae. The coding region runs from base 457 to 1560 and encodes 367 amino acids. The transcript is spliced from 3 exons. Gene Ontology annotation, molecular function: DNA binding.